AGAAUGCGUCGAUUUGGCUUUCCUUCCGUCCGAUCGCUUUGCCUUCGCUCAUAGCAAUCGCCUCUUCGCCUGUUCGCCGCCCUUCCAGCCGCGUCUCUUGUUCCGACGGACAACGGUGCCCUAACCUACCCAGCCACGCUACGUCGACGGCGUCGUGCUCGGUGGCAGCCGGCGGCAAAUCUCUUAUCUAUCCGUUCAGUUCUAGGAGACCAGGAGGAUUUAGGGAUCCUUACGGUGCAGCUGUGCAACUAGGGCAGUGAAUAGUCAUUUUUUCUAGUUCUCAGUUUGUGAAAUCAUGUUGCCCAAAAAGCACGCAUCUGGAAGUGAGAAAAGAAAAAAGAAGAGAAGGAUAGAGGACUUGAUACAAUUGCAAAAAGGAGCUAUUAAUAAAUUUUUUAAGAGUAAUACAAGCACUUCAAGAAAUCCUGAUGAGUGGGCAAUUGUUGCUGUGGAGGAACAAACUAUGCAUCCAGAAGAUCAAGGCCCUAUAGAGGAUAAUGUCGGCAUCAACACGGAUGAUAAUAAUGUGAGUGAUCAUGAGCCCAUAUUUAAUUCUCCUACGACGGAGUCUACUCGUGUUGAUGAUGAACCAAUUUUUACAUUUGAUAUGUAUGAUCCAGUAAAUUGGGAUAAUCUUGAUAACAAAGCAAGGGACAUAUUAGUGGAGAAAGGGCCUAUUAGAGAAGGAAAUAUUGUGUUUCCUUUGGAUGUCAACACAAGACAUUUUUCGUACACUCAUUAUUCUAGAAAAAUGAGCAAUGGAGAGGUACGUGAUAGGAAAUGGUUGGUCUAUUCAAAAAGUGUUGACAAAGUGUUUUGCUUUUGUUGUAAGCUGUUCGAUUCUAGCAACCGCAAGAGUUCAUUGGGGCAUGAUGGGUUUAGAGAUUGGAGGCAUGUUAGUGAGAGACUAAAAGAGCAUGAAGUUAGUGUGGACCAUAUGACCAACAUGAACUCUUGGAAUGAAUUGAGAGUUAGAUUAAGCAAACAUGAAACAAUUGAUAAGGAGUUGCAGCAUCAAAUCACGAAGGAGAAAGAAUGCAUAAGACAAGUUCUAUUCAGACUAGUUGCCAUUAUCAAGUUUCUUGGUAAACGCAGUCUAGCUUUUAGAGGAUCUAGUGAUCAACUUUACAAUGAUGUGAAUGGUAAUUUCUUAGCUUGUUGUGAGAUGGUUGCAGAAUUUGACUUGGUAAUGCAAGACCACCUUAGGCACAUUCAAAACAAAGAGCUGCAAUAUCAUUAUCUUAGUCAUAAAAUUCAAAAUGAGUUGAGUUCUCUUAUGGCUUCUAGCAUUACAAGCUCCAUCAUAAAGAUUGUUAAAGCGAGCAAAUAUUUCUCGGUUAUCCUUGACUGUACCCCAGAUGUGAGUCACCAAGAACAAAUGAGUUUGUUGGUUCGAUGUGUUCAUAUGUCUGAUGGGAAAAUAAAAGUUGGGGAGUACUUUAUUGGUUUCUUGAAGGUGGAUGACACAUCUGGCUCGGGUCUUUUCAAUGUAUUAGUUGACUCCAUCAAGUCAUUUGGCCUUAAUGUUGAUGAUAUUAGAGGUCAAGGUUACGACGAUGGCUCUAAUAUGAAAGGAAAACAUAAGGGGGUACAAAAGCGUUUGCUUGAUAUAAAUCCAAGAGCUUUGUAUAUGCCAUGUGCUUGCUAUGGUCUUAAUCUCACUCUUUGUGAUAUGGCUAAAUCAUGCAGAAAAGCUAUUUCAUUUUUUGGAAUUGUGCAGAGGAUAUAUGUAUUAUUUUCAAGUUCUACCAAAAGAUGGAAUGUUUUGCUUGACCAUGUUAAAGAUUUGACUGUGAAAUCAUUGAGCAAUACUCGUUGGGAGAGUCGCAUCAAAAGUGUCAGGGCUAUUAGAUAUCAAGCUCCUCAACUAAGGUCAGCUUUGUUGUGGCUAAGUGAGGGUAGAGAUACUGAACCAAAGGACAGGAGUGAUGCAAAAAAUUUAUAUGACGUGCUUGGCAGCUUUGAGUUCAUACUUGGAAUGGUUAUUUGGCAUGACAUUCUAUAUUCUGUAAAUAUUGUCAGUAAGAAGUUGCAAUCACCAUCCAUGUGCAUUGAUUCUACCUUACAGCAUAUAGAAGGUAUGGUGAGUUACUUUCAGAGCUAUAGAAAUAAUGGGUUUGCUGAUAGUCUGGUUGCAGCCACAGAAAUUGCACUUGAAAUGGGAGUAGAGCCAUCCUUCCCAGUAGAGCGUCAGUCUCAAAGGAAGAAACAAUUUGAUGAAACUGAGUACAAUGAAGCUAUUUUGCAAGCUGAGAAGGAUUUUGAAGUCAAUUAUUUUUUAGUUAUGGUUGAUAUGGCAAUUAGUUCAUUGAAAAGCAGAUUUCAAGAACUCCAGUCAUUCAAUGGAAUAUUCGGAUUUCUAAUGAAUUCAACAUCCUUGAAGUCAUUGGAUGCAGCUGAUCUAAAAGACCAAUGCACUAAAUUUGCACAAACUUUCUCUUUGGAUGGUUCCUCGGAUGUUGAUAUAAAUGACCUAAUUUCUGAAUUAGGUGUUAUACAGUUUACUUUGCCAGAUAGGCCAAUGUCUGCUAUGGAGAUUUUUGAAUUUGUCACAGAAGCGGAUUGUUAUCCUAAUAUUUCCAUCGCUUAUCGGAUCCUAUUCACUAUGCCUGUUACUGUGGCCUCAGCUGAAAUAACCUUUUCAAAGUUGAAAUUAUUGAAGAAUUAUUUGAGGUCUGUAAUGUCUCAAGAAAGAUUAAAUGGUUUGGCAACUUUAUGCAUAGAGAAGAAACUAUUAGAUGAAAUUGAUAUUGAUGCCAUCGUCGAUGACUUCGCAUCACUACAUGUUAGAAGAAAUUUUUAAGAUUACUUUUCAGGUUUAUUUUUUUCACCCCUGAAUAUAGUGGAGAGGAUCAUUUACUGGUACUAUUUACAUGUGCAGUUCAAGAACUAAUUCAAGUGAGAUAUUGGAGGAGUUAAAACUGAAAAAUUUAAACAAGUGUUACCCGUAAUUUCGUUUGCAAGGUAGAUGGUGUUUGUUGAAGUUAAUCCACACUAUUGAACUGCUUCCAAACAGAUUUAAUUUCUUGGAUGCUUCUCUUCUUCUUCUGUCUUCGGUGGAUUUCUUGCUGUUGUGUGGAUGGCAUGUAAACAAUUCCAUAGUUCAUAUGUCAGAGAGUUCUUAAGUAUCCAUACAGAUUUAAUUUCUUGGAUGCUUAUCUUCUUCUUCUGUCUUCGGUGGAUUUCUCUGUUGUGUGGAUGGCAUGUAAACAAUUCCAUAGUUCAUAUGCCAGAGAGUUCUUAAGUAUCCAUGUAAAGAUCAGCAUUUUGAAUGAAGUCCAGAGCACUUUCUCCACAUUGGCAUGCCGUAUUCAUAAACCGAUAACACCUACAGUUUAUGCAGGGCGACAGAUAAACGCAUUGUAGCAUAGUAUCAAAAGCCUAUGUGCUUUUUAUUCCUUUGGUGAAGAACCAGACAAUUGGGUUAGAUGAUGUAUAGUGAUCAUGGGCGCAUGGCCCUGUGUCUGACCGGUCACCAGCCGGCCUGUUCCAUCUCCAUUUUGGCUUCAUCUUAGUCUCAUCAGAAUAAUCCCGCAGAAACACUGUUAGGUUAGGAUGGGAUUCAUCUUGAAUUUUGUCAUCCCCCUGGGACUUCAAAUGUCUUGUAUGAGUGAUUUAAACUAUCA
Oryza sativa Japonica Group (Japanese rice) is the source of this 3626-nucleotide messenger RNA. RefSeq lists its product as uncharacterized. The record is from RefSeq and is a predicted model, not a curated record. Gene Ontology annotation, molecular function: protein dimerization activity. NCBI's taxonomy places the organism in Eukaryota, Viridiplantae, Streptophyta, Magnoliopsida, Poales, Poaceae.